Juglans microcarpa x Juglans regia is the source of this 774-nucleotide messenger RNA. Its product is annotated as norbelladine synthase-like. Gene Ontology annotation, biological process: abscisic acid-activated signaling pathway; defense response. Bases 98 to 574 code for a protein of 158 amino acids. Gene Ontology annotation, cellular component: nucleus; cytoplasm. The record is from RefSeq and is a predicted model, not a curated record. Gene Ontology annotation, molecular function: signaling receptor activity; abscisic acid binding; protein phosphatase inhibitor activity. Lineage: Eukaryota; Viridiplantae; Streptophyta; Magnoliopsida; Fagales; Juglandaceae. The transcript is spliced from 2 exons.
UUAUAUAUUGGGUUCUGCACAUUUAAUGCUCUAAGUACGUACGUACAGUAGUAAUACUUCAUCACUCACACCAGAAAGAUCAGAAUUAAGCUGCAAGAUGGUUGGGAAGCUCUCCCACGAGAUAGAGGUAAACGUGCCGGCAAGCGAAGCUUGGGAGCUCUAUGGUACCCUUCGGUUGGGAAAACUUAUUGUUGAAGAGGCUUUUCCAGGUAUCAUUGAGAAAAUUGAGGUCAUUGAAGGUGAUGGUGAGGCUGGGACCAUCGUCAAGAUCAUACCAGGAACAGCUGGUUCUAAAGCUUAUAGAGAGAAGUUCACAAAAGUCGACAAUGAGAAACGCCUGAAAGAACUAGAGGUGAUUGAAGGAGCUUAUCUUGAGAUGGGGUUUACAUUUUAUCGUGUGAGUUUUGAGAUCGUGGAAAAGGGCGAUGAUUCAUGCAUUAUAAAAACUAAAGUUGAGUAUGAUGUGAAGGAAGAGGCUGCUGCUAAUGCCAGCUCCAAUGUCGUCAGCAUCGAGCCAUUGGCAAAAGUCGCAGAAGCUGCCAAAAAUCAUCUCCUGAAAAACAAAACUGCUUAAGACCACCAUGCAUUGGUCGACAUUAUUAUAUUAUAUAUAGUUGGGAGCUUAAUUUUGUAGUACUCGUGUCAAUGUGUCAUGAUGAUCAAUAUAUAAAAUAGCAUGAUCUUAUUAAUUCAGUAAUAAAAUUUACAAAAUGAUGGUGAUGUUGAUGAUAUAUAUUCAUAAUAUUAGGUUUUUCAUGUAUAACAAUAUAUAUA